This is a messenger RNA of Aegilops tauschii subsp. strangulata, 408 nucleotides long. The record is from RefSeq and is a predicted model, not a curated record. Lineage: Eukaryota; Viridiplantae; Streptophyta; Magnoliopsida; Poales; Poaceae.
AUGAAGUACUUCGCGCAGAAAUGUGUUCAAGCACAUAAUGAAGCUAAAAAGCGAAAGGCUCUUGGGCGUCCUGACAUCGCCCCCAAGAUGGCUGCCAAACAAAAGAAGAAAUCUGCUGAAUCCCAAACUGAAGCACCAAGGCAGGAAGAACCACGCAUUGUCUUCCCUGCCAGCAUGACAGGCUCGAAGCCUAAGGUCACCUCAGUAGCUUCAGAGCUAAAGAAGACAAGGGCAGCUGAAGCCGAAGCCAGGAAGCGCAAGCAGAAGAAUGCUUCUGAUGAGGCCCCAUCCAAGAAGAAGUUGAAGACAAAGUCUUCAAGAAAGAGCAUGCUGCCGCCUCUGAGCCCCUCAAUGUUGAACCCAUCUUUGUUGCUCUUCCAGCUUCACGGAAUCAAGAGCGUCAUCUAG